This is a messenger RNA of Dermacentor silvarum, 531 nucleotides long. RefSeq lists its product as uncharacterized. The coding region runs from base 143 to 460 and encodes 105 amino acids. The transcript has 2 exons. The record is from RefSeq and is a predicted model, not a curated record. NCBI's taxonomy places the organism in Eukaryota, Metazoa, Arthropoda, Arachnida, Ixodida, Ixodidae.
UGCUUCCUGCUGGGACCGGGGCGCCUGAGCUACCAGCCUGCUGAGCGAGCCCGAGGACUGGCGACCGGGUGUCCUGCUACCGCGCGGACCUGGACGUAGAUCCCGCUCGUGGCUCUGCUCUCCUGUGUACCAGCGGCCCGCUAUGAUAGCGGCCUGGUGCAGUGCUUCCUGCUGGCCACCGGGGCGCCUGAGCUACCUGUCCGCUGACCGAGCCUGCCGUUCUAGCGGCCGAGGCGUUACAGGCCAGGCAUUACUGGCCAGCUACAGCAGUGGCCUGGGGUCCUACCGGCCUGCUGUUUUCCUCCUGCUUCCACGUCGCAACAAGGUGCGGUGUGGUGGUGACGGCGUAGGACGCGGCCGUCGCAACAUCAAACCAGCUGAGCUGGUGCUCGACAGCAGCCACGCAGCCACAAGGACCCCCGUCACGGGCACCGCAACGACGAAGCACACGGGCGAGUGAUGACGCAUGAGUGCUAGGCGCAUGUUUAUAAAGGACAAGCGACUUCCGAACUCUAGUCCGCAUAGAUGUAA